Messenger RNA from Exophiala aquamarina CBS 119918, 1788 nucleotides. RefSeq lists its product as uncharacterized. Lineage: Eukaryota; Fungi; Ascomycota; Eurotiomycetes; Chaetothyriales; Herpotrichiellaceae. Gene Ontology annotation, cellular component: cytosol; mitochondrion. Bases 1 to 1788 code for a protein of 595 amino acids. Gene Ontology annotation, biological process: tyrosyl-tRNA aminoacylation. Gene Ontology annotation, molecular function: tyrosine-tRNA ligase activity; ATP binding; RNA binding. The transcript is spliced from 5 exons. The record is from RefSeq and is a predicted model, not a curated record.
AUGGUCCGGAUACAACCUCUCAGAGCAGCGCCACGCUCUUUAUACAUAUGCCAAACCUGUCGCCAUGCCCGACCCCAACUACCGUCCAGCUCGCGAUCCUCUCCGCAGCAAACAACACGCAGCAUAACUCGCGUCCAUGUCGAAAAGAUCAAGAGGAGCCAGGAGGAAUGGCGCGAGAGAUCAGACCUCAUAAGCAGUGGUCAGGCACCAUCUAUGCUUAGCCGCCUUGAAGAGAGGGGGUAUAUCAAUCAGAUCGUUGGGCCUCGUGACGACCUAGAAAACCUCCUGACCAUGCGGCGCAUUGGGGUCUAUGCUGGUAUAGACCCGACUGCUCCGUCUAUGCAUCUUGGCCAUUUGAUACCGUUCAUGGCGUUGGCCUUCUUUUACAUCCAUGGCUACAGUGUUCAUUACCUGCUUGGAGGCUUUACUGCGUCCAUCGGAGACCCCACUGGGCGUCUUACUGGCAGGGCAGAGCAAUCACCCGGGCUCCGAAAGACGAAUAUGGCUUCUUUGCACAACCAGCUCAAAAGAUUCAUGGCUUCAGUCGAAAAGUAUGCAGAGCGCCGAGGCUAUUUGAGAGAGUGGGCUUGGAGGAAAGCACUAACUAAUAACGCGGCCUGGUGGAGCAAGACAACUGCGAGAGAUUUCCUUUUUGUCCUUGGGAGGCACGUUCGUUUAGGUCCGAUGCUAGGUAGAGACACCGUCAAGAAUAGACUCGACGGUGAUGGCAUGUCAUUCUCGGAGUUCAGCUAUCCUCUGGUCCAAGCCUAUGACUGGUGGCAUCUUUUCCAACAGGGAGUUCAACUACAAAUCGGUGGUGCAGACCAGUUUGGAAACAUUCUCACAGGGACCGAGCUCAUCAAAUCCAUCGCCAAAGAAGACCAUCCCUACCAGACGGCACUCAGAGAUUUAGCGGCGACAGAAAGGAAGAGUAGGAUACGGACAACGAACGACCCCUUCGGAUUCACCGUUCCUCUGUUGACCACUGUAUCCGGUGAAAAAUUCGGCAAAAGUGCUGGGAAUGCUGUCUGGCUCGACGAGAGCAUGACUAGUCCAUUUGAGCUCUACCAGUUUCUCCUGCGUUCUGCAGAUGCCGAUGUCGAAAAAUUCCUACGACUUCUGACUUUUGUCCCGUUGGAAGAGAUAAAAGGCCUGAUGGAGCAACAUGAGCAGGAUGCCUCAAAACGAAUUCCACACCACAAACUGGCCAAAGAGAUUGUAGAACUAAUCCACGGCUUGGGAGCUGCAGACAAAGCUGAGGCCGAGCAUCGAGGGUUGUACGGAAAGGCGGUCAGUGUCAACGGCAUCUUGCAGACUGUCGACACUCAAAAGAAAGAAAGUUCGAAAGGAAAUGGGAAAGCAGGAUUUAUAAAUCCCCAAGUCAACAAACACGCCCAACCGUUGUCUAGAGAGACUACAGGGACACCGCAUAUCCAGUUGCCGAGAAGCCUAGUCAUUGGGCAACCUUUGAGUCGAAUCUGCUGGUCUGCUGGGCUCACCUCUUCAAAAUCGGAAGCGCAGCGACUCAUCAGUGCUGCAGGUUUGUAUAUCGGGGCGAAUGCGGAUGCAAAAGGAGGAAUGGACGACGCACUCAGCUUUACGCCCGCUAAAAGUGCCAGUUGGGAUUUACUUGAGAGAUACAUCAUCGAUGAGAAGCUCCUGAUCCUACGAGUUGGAAAAUGGAAGAUGAAAAUCAUCAACAUCGUGUCCGAUACGGAGUUCGCUCAAUCUGGGCAGACCUGCCCUGGAUGGGAUCAGAAGGUGGAGGAUGCACCCAAGUCAAGCUAA